Haliotis rufescens (red abalone) is the source of this 4668-nucleotide messenger RNA. RefSeq lists its product as uncharacterized. Lineage: Eukaryota; Metazoa; Mollusca; Gastropoda; Lepetellida; Haliotidae. The transcript is spliced from 16 exons. Gene Ontology annotation, molecular function: protein binding. Bases 172 to 2907 code for a protein of 911 amino acids. The record is from RefSeq and is a predicted model, not a curated record.
ACGAGAGUUCAAUAUGGGAACAAGUUUGUGUGGACAUUCAGCAGUUGUGUGUGUAUCGUGCAACACUGGAGGAUAGUUUCACAGACAAGCCUCACCUGUAUUGUGUGGAGACCCCUGUCUGCUGUUGUAGCCUCACCUGUAUUGGGCUGGGUCCUGGAUACACCAUCUACAAUGAGGGUUCUGGUGCUGCUUCUCUGUGUCUGGUGCAGCUACAGUCAGCAGGGGACAGAAUGGUCCACCUCCAGCCCAGGGGAGACUAGAUCAGGAAAACCCAAGCUUGUGGAUGCAUUCAGCUGUUGUGUGGACAACUGGGAGAGCAUGCUAUGUACCUGGGAGCUUGGUCAGAACCUCAUCUUCAAUGAUUCAGUCACAGUUCGGCUCAAGUGGGCAAUAAUGCACAGGUCUGGGAAACCAAGGGAUGCGUUGUCUAGCUGCAGUCACCAGACUAAGACUUCUUGUCGCUGGAAGUCCAACGAUGGCAGGGACACCUACAAGUCUGGGAUGAUCUACUACAUGGAGGUUGUCGUGGCAACUGUAGGCAAGGCCAAUGAAGCUCUGCUGGAAACUCAGAACUUUACCAUCGACACUAACAUGCUUGUGAGGCCGGCGCCAGUGGACAGCCUGACCGUGGUGGACCGGAACACAACCUGUCUGUCCCUCCAGUGGCAACACAGCAAGGGGGAAGACCGGACCAUUCUGUACACGCUGCAUGUGAGGCAGGGUUCUCAGCUACAGAUUUACAAUUACACUGACAUCAGCACUGUUACUACAUGUGGGCUGCAUCCAGGCAGGACGUACACUCUGCUGGUGUCAUGCAUCCCCAUCCCUUAUACCUACAGCCAGCCCCAUGGCUUCUACAGUGAGUGGACCUCCGUUGUAGCCAGGACCAUGGAAGAUGUGCCGAGUGGGGUUCCUGGUAUUGAGAUCAGCAGCUUCAGAUACCACAAGUGCAGCUCUCAGACCUCGGACUGUGAGGUCACCAUCUACUGGCAGCCAGUUCCAGACGUGGAGUGUAAUGGGGAGAUAACUCAGUACCAGGUGACACAGAUCGACACGGAGAUAGGACAGAAGCAGGAGUUUGAGGUGGAGGGAUCGGACACAUCGAUCAACCUCGGGAUCAAGAAGGUCAGACAGUACUUGAUCAGAUUAAAAGCCAGAACUCGGGUCGGAUAUUCAGAGCAAUCCGCAUCCAUGGAGAUUCCAGCAUAUCAGUACAAGUUGCCUCCCCCUUCUGACGUCCUGGUGGAGGCCGAGGGUUCUGUUCUGAACAUCAGCUGGGGCCCCCCUGAACACUCCCAAGACUCCCCCAAGGGCCACACCCUAGGGUACACACUCUACUACUGUACUAGAUCCAAGUCCACUUUCAAAUGCAGGGACCCUAUUCAGUUGCUCCACCUCCCCAUCAAUCAAACAUCCUUCCAGUGGGAGGUGCCUGAUGGUAACCCUGACAACAAGAUGAUUGGCAUAUCUGCAGAGAUGGAGAUAUCCACUCAGAAUUACAGCAGUGGCUUGUCAUGGAAUGAGUGUGUGUACAACAAGAGGCCGAAUCUUCAUCCUCCACAAAACGUCCGCUUUUCACGCAAACAGCCUCACAAUGGCCUUCGAGCUGACUGGGACACGUUUGACCCCGCAGACGGCCCUGUGUGUAUCAGCCACUUUGUGUUGUCUUUCUGUGUCUCCUACAGUCAGGCUGAAUGUGCAGGGCCAUCAGUGCAGGUCAAUGUGUCCAACAAAGAUGUGACUCACGUCAUCCAGGGUCUGUCAGCAGGAGUGAAGUACAGGGUGACACUCCGAGCUGUGUCCAGGUCAGGGGAGGGGCCAGAGAGUGAAGCCAUCAUCAAAGAGGUGACAGAAGCUCCACAGUUUACGUGGGUGGUGGUGCUGGUUGUGGUGCUAGUCCUUGUCCUGUUGGUAUUUGUCCUGUGUGUGUGCUGCUGGAAGGUGCACAAGCUGACAAAGGAAGAAUUCUACUUGCCUGUCACGAUGCCUAAGUUUCCCGCUUCACAGAUUACUCGAAGUAAUGGCCAAAAUAACAACAAUAAUUCCACCAAGAAAACUGUGAGUGUCUCUUCUGAAUCGGCGCUUCUGUCCAACAUAGAACAUAAGCAUGAAGCCAAUUGCCAGCCUUACCAGGUCCCACAGUUAAGCAGUGCCUACAGUGAGAGUAGUUCUACAUCUGGGCCAACAUCUUCAGGGAAGGCCAACAGGAAGCUCCACAGGAGAGACCAGGGAAGUUCCUCAGAUGCAAGUGAAACAUUGUCCUCAAAGGGAAAUGACUCUGUAGAAACCUACUUAAUGGCAGAUUUGCCAAGCAUGUGUACAAAUUCAGAUAACCAAUUGGUCAGUAUGAGCGAUCUGGAUUUGACAUUCUCUGGACAGAACAAUGCUCAACUGUAUGUGCCCAGACAGGAGGUUCAGCUCGGGUUUGUGUUUGCUUCAUCCUCAGCUUCAUGCCAUGGCCCCCUCACUCACUCACAGAGCCCUUUUGCCACACACCUGCCAUCACUCACUUGCCUUCCCACUGGCCCACUUACACAAUCUCAAGCCCCUCCUACUGUUGCCACGCCCCAACUGUCAAACCCUGCCCUGCCUUUUGCCCCACCCACACAGUCACAAGCCCCUCCUACUGUUGCCACGCCCUAUUUGUCAAACCCUGCCCUGCCCUUUGCCCCACCCACACAGUCACAAGCCCCUCCUACUGUUGCCAUGCCACAACUGUCAAACCCCGCCCUUCCCUUUGCCCCACCCACACAGUCACAAGCCCCUCCUACUAUCACCACACCUCUACUGGCCUAUCUUCCCUCUGCCACACCCAUACCAUCAUGUACCCCUGUCCCAACUCACAGUACAGGGUAUGUGUCCUAUGAAGAAGCUCUGAAUCUGGGGCAAGACAAGAUAUUGUCAUGAAUCUUAAUAUUGACUGCCAUUCCUGGACAUGUCACCCAUCUUACUGGUUGCCGAAAGACGAAGACUGUUUGUGAAAAUGAAACAAUCAUAAUUUUAUCUUCUGUGCCUAAGAGAAACUACUCUUCCCAAGGAUCACUUCUUUAAAAAGUAAUAUAUCAAACUGUGUGCAUCUGUUAAAAUAACCAAAGGAAAUAUUUCGUGAAGACAUGUUUAAUGAACAAAAAUCCAUGUGUCAAACUCCCAACAAACAACAUCCAACCAAUAUUCAGAUCACCCAUCAACUGAUAUCUUUGACCAAAACUGAAACAUAAAAAAAUUACGAAAACAAAUUCAUUGUCCAAAAGAAACAUCUCUCAGUAGUGUAUGUGAUCAUUGUGAUGCGAUUACAGCCUGGCACUCAAUAAGUGUCUGGAUGGCUGCCUUGGAAGAUUGUUCCACUCUUCAGGAAGAAGUUCCUGUAGAUUUGCCGGAGGGACUGGGUGUCCUGUGAAAGCUAUCUGCAGCUUGUUCCACAUGUGUUCCAUUGGGUUGUGGUCUGGUGACUGGGUUGACCACUCCAUAAGCGCCAACUUUGCUAGCACAAUGAUGUAGUGUCUUAUCAUCCAUGAGGAUGAAGUCUGGUCCCUUUGUACCCCCAUACCCAUUCAGAAUGUCAUCCCUGUAGCGCACACCCGUAAUCGCGCCCUGCUGUAGGACAUGGACAUCGGUUCUUCCAUCUCUACUGAUCCCACCCCAAAUCAUCUUUGAGCCCCUCUCAUAUUCGGCUACAUUGAAAUCCUGGAAUCCUGGAAUCACACUGUGGUUGACACCAAAGACGUUUGCAACGUGACGUUGUGUUGACCCAGUUUCAAGCAUGCCUUUGUAUCUGGCUACUUCUUCGGUUGUCAGUGCUUAAGUGCAUUCAGUUGUUAUUAUCGGGCACGACAAAGUCUGGACAGUAUCUCGAUUCAUCUGGAUUCAUCUGUGUUGCAAUCCUCAGAAGGAAGUGUUGUUGUGCUCUCUGAUAAUGACGUGCAAUGAUUUUGUCACGAUACAUCCAAAAACAGGUUUUCCAGGACCUCUUGCACCUUGUGCCCAUGACUGCACGCCUCUGUACGUUCAUCAUGAAACUGAGGUCCCAAAAGGGGUUACCCUGCGAUGAUCAGUGUCUACUGUGAUAUUUCAAUCUUCAUUUGUUGGAUAUUUUGAGAUCAACAAAACAUGAUCCUUAGCAAACUUUGAGUGCUAUAGUUCAGAGUGUCUGCAGUGUUAAACAUUAAAUAAAUUCCAAGUCUAAUAUGCUCACUGUGAUCGGAGACAGAAUACAAAUUGAGCAACUGUCGAUGAGUUUAAUAGCCAAAGUCAAUACUAUCAGCUAUAUCAUGCAUUGUUGAUAUAUGGGGGAAUAAUUCUUCCAGUUUUUCUGCAAAAUAUUAACAUCAGGGCAUGGUCUAAAUGCCACUUAUGAUAUAAAUUCAUAUUCUCUUUAUUAUUAACUACAUCCAUACAAAAAAAAUCAUUUUUGAAAUAUUACCAUCUGUCAUGGACUGUUUUGUCUCAUAUGGUCGGGCAGGCAAGAGUUUUCAAUGAUGCCACCUGCCACACUCCUUUCAGAGGCAAAACUCAAAACUGGAAAUUUGUUUGAAACACUCUAUGUUUUAAGAAAUGUCAACAAGACUGAUAUGAAAGCUAUGCUUGUGAUGAGGACCCUACUAGAUGAGUGAGUGAGUGAGUGAGUGAGUGAGUGAGUGAGUGAGUGAGUUGGGUUUAAUGCCGCUUUUA